Messenger RNA from Pogona vitticeps (central bearded dragon), 3212 nucleotides. RefSeq names its product ubiquitin specific peptidase 5 (gene USP5). Gene Ontology annotation, biological process: protein deubiquitination. The record is from RefSeq and is a predicted model, not a curated record. Lineage: Eukaryota; Metazoa; Chordata; Lepidosauria; Squamata; Agamidae. Gene Ontology annotation, molecular function: zinc ion binding; protein binding; cysteine-type deubiquitinase activity.
CUCCGCCUUCUCUUUGUGCCGUGCUCAUUGGCUGUAAGAACCCGGAGUCCUCCCUUCUCUGAUUGGUAGGGGGAAGGUGUGGGCGGUGUCCAACAAAGCAGCUGUCAUGGCGGAGCUGAGCGAAGCGCUACUCUCUGUGCUGCCAUCUAUCCGGGUGCCCAAGGCCGGGGACCGCGUCCAUAAGGAUGAAUGCGCUUUCUCCUUUGAUACUCCGGAAUCUGAAGGAGGCUUGUAUAUUUGCAUGAACACAUUCCUGGGCUUUGGAAAGCAAUAUGUGAAGAAACAUUAUGAGAAAACAGGCCAGCGGGUCUAUCUGCAUCUGAAGAAGACACGCAAAUUGAAAGAGGAAGAUACCAGUUCCAGUUCUGGAGACCCUCCUCGGAAGAAACCAACCCGUCUAGCAAUUGGUGUGGAAGGUGGGUUUGACAUCCCAGAGGAGAAAUACGAAUAUGAUGAGCAUGUCAAAAUAGUCAUUUUACCCGAGCAUUUGGAUAUUCCCCGAGAUGGACUGGAGAGCCUGCCAGACAUGGUCAAAGACAGGAUUUCCAGUGCAAUUGAAGCGCUUCUGACAGCAGAUUCUGCCUCACGGAAACAGGAGGUGCAGGCUUGGGAUGGGGAGGUUCGACGUGUGUCCAAACAUGCCUACUCACUGCAACAGCUCCAAAAUGGUGUGCGUAUCCCUCCUUGUGGCUGGAAGUGCACCAAGUGUGAUAUGCGGGAGAACCUAUGGCUGAACAUGACAGAUGGGUCCAUCUUGUGUGGCCGCCGCUACUUUGAUGGCAGUGGUGGCAACAACCACGCUGUGGAGCAUUACCGAGAGACGGGCUACCCCCUGGCUGUGAAGUUGGGAACUAUCACUCCUGAUGGAGCAGACGUCUACUCUUACGAUGAGGAUGACAUGGUUUUGGACCCCAACCUGGCCGAGCACCUUGCUCAUUUUGGGAUUGACAUGCUCAAAAUGCAGAAGACUGACAAGACAAUGACGGAGCUGGAGAUUGAUAUGAACCAGCGGAUUGGUGAGUGGGAGCUGAUCCAGGAGUCUGGAGUGCAGCUCAAGCCCCUCUACGGCCCUGGCUACACAGGUAUCCGUAACCUGGGAAACAGCUGCUACCUCAACUCGGUAGUGCAGGUGCUCUUCAGCAUACCAGACUUUCAGCGGAAGUAUGUAGACAAGAUAGAGAAAAUAUUUCAGAAUUCUCCUGCAGAUCCUACACAAGACUUCAGUACUCAAGUAGCCAAACUGGGCCAUGGGUUACUCUCUGGGGAAUAUUCAAAACCUGCCACUUCAGAUGGGGAACAGCAGUCGGAUCAGAAGGGCAUUCAAGAUGGUAUUGCACCACGGAUGUUCAAGUCACUUGUCGGCAAAGGUCAUCCAGAGUUUUCUACCAACCGGCAGCAAGAUGCACAAGAGUUCUUCCUACACUUCAUCAACAUGGUGGAGAGGAACUGCCGUAGUUCUGAAAAUCCAAACGAGGUCUUCCGGUUCUUGGUAGAGGAGAAGCUGAAGUGUUUGGCCACCGAGAAGGUGAAAUACACCCAACGCGUUGAUUACAUCAUGCAGCUGCCUGUGCCCAUGGAGGCAGCCCUGAACAAAGAUGAGUUGCUGGAAUAUGAAGAAAAGAAGCGACAGGCGGAAGAAGAGAAGCAGCCACUGCCUGAGCUGGUCCGUGCCAAGGUGCCUUUCAGCUCCUGCCUUGAGGCCUAUGGAGCUCCAGAACAAGUAGAUGAUUUCUGGAGCACAGCCUUGCAGGCCAAGUCUGUGGCACUCAAGACAACCCGGUUUGCCUCCUUCCCAGAUUAUCUAGUGAUCCAGAUCAAGAAAUUCACUUUUGGCCUAGAUUGGGUGCCCAAAAAGCUUGAUGUCUCCAUUGAAAUGCCAGAUGAGUUGGACAUCGCUGCACUUCGAGGGACAGGACUGCAGCCCGAGGAGGAAGAGAUGCCUGAUAUAGCACCCCCACUUGUGACACCAGAUGAGCCCAAAGGUAGCCUGGGUUUCUAUGGCAACGAGGACGACGACUCCUUCUGCUCCCCUCACUUCUCCUCUCCGACAUCCCCCAUGCUGGAUGAGUCUGUGGUAACUCAACUAGUGGAGAUGGGCUUUCCGAUGGAUGCCUGCCGCAAAGCUGUGUAUUACACGGGCAACAGUGGGGCCGAGGCUGCGAUGAACUGGGUCAUGUCACACAUGGAUGAUCCAGAUUUUGCAAAUCCUCUGGUUCUUCCAGGAUCCAGUGGACCAGGCUCCACUAUCACCUGUCCAGAUCCCCCAUCAGAAGACAGUGUGGCAACUAUAGUCUCCAUGGGUUUCUCCCGUGAUCAAGCUAUGAAAGCACUCAGAGCAACAAAUAACAGCCUUGAGCGGGCAGUGGACUGGAUCUUCAGUCAUAUUGAUGAUCUGGACGCAGAAGCUGCCAUGGACAUCUCUGAGGGCCGUUCAGCAGCCGAAUCCAUCUCCGAGUCUGUCCCCGUAGGGCCAAAAGUGCGCGAUGGACAUGGAAAAUACCAGCUUUUUGCCUUCAUCAGUCACAUGGGUACUUCCACUAUGUGUGGCCAUUAUGUCUGUCAUAUCAAGAAGGAUAACAGGUGGGUGAUCUAUAAUGAUCAGAAAGUCUGCGCCUCUGAGAAGCCUCCAAAGGAUCUUGGCUAUAUCUACUUCUACCAGAGGAUCCCGAGCUAGGACCCUUCCUUCUGGGUGUGGAGCAGGAUCCAGCUUAUGGCACGAGGAGGAGGGGGAAUGGCGGCAAUGAAUGGAAAGAAGAGGGCCAGCUCUCAACCCUUACGUGUCUAUGUGCCACUGCUGCAGCCCCAGAGGCGGGAUUCCUCCAUACGGAAGCUGUGGUCUGGUGCCCCUGUGGACACUGAUGGGCAGUGUGAGUGUGUGUAUGUGUGUGUGUGCACGCGUGUGUGGAUUUGUAUCUGUGUGUAAAAACAAGAAGAAAAAGUAUCUCACUGAUCCGGUCACCCUAGGAAACAUCCCAUGCACACUGUUUCUUCUUGAUGUAACUGUAACACUUUCUGGACAGCCUAGAAAUGGGUGGGGACAGGAGGGGAGCAUUCGGGUUUAUGUCACACGGUGUACCGUUCAGGGUGGGUUUCCUCCAUCUCCUUGGAAAUUGUGCAGGAAUUAUCUGGGUCCAUAAAGUAGCACCUGUUCUUCAUGUGCCCCUUAAAUGCCAAAAGAUACAGGAUCAAAUAAAAACCUUGUACCCCCUCCA